AUGCAACCACCACCACUACCAAAAUCAAAUUUGCCCGUGUUGUAUUAUGGCGUUUUCAUCAUCGGGACAGCUGCAAUUGUUCUUGUAGUGUACAACCUCAUCAAAAGAAAAUGGUUCACAGGUUACUCCAACAGCAGGCCAAGACAAGGAACAAUUCAUGGCUUUACCUCAAGUUUCGGUGACCCUAGGAUAAACUCAAUGACAAGCUUCAAGUACAGGAAACAUGGACUAGAACAAGAUAAAGAUCAAGAUAUCUGCCUCUACUCUCACUCCGACUGUCCACUUUGUCGUUCCCUGGUUGAGAGAACUGUUCCUCAUCGGAAUAUUCCCGGCUCUCCAUCAGAAUAUUCACGUGAAGGAUUGCUACAAGCAGGCAUAGUAUAG
Fraxinus pennsylvanica is the source of this 384-nucleotide messenger RNA. Lineage: Eukaryota; Viridiplantae; Streptophyta; Magnoliopsida; Lamiales; Oleaceae. The record is from the annotation of a GenBank genome assembly.